ACGGAAGGACGGACGGAGGCCAGGCGGUGAGCUGCAGGGGAGGGACUCAGCUGAGUUUCGAGAAGCUGGGACCUCCUGAGCUGUUUGCGAUUUCACUUCCCAGAAAAUGAAACUGAAGCGGGCCGGGGAUCACGUGACCGGCGGCUGGGAAUAAAGGCAGCGGCUUCCUAGGACAGCGCUUCUAGCUCGCAGGGCACAGCCAGAGGGAGGCAUGGAGUGUCCUUCCUGCGGCCAUGUCUCCAAAGAGGAAGCGCCCAAGUUCUGCUGCGAGUGUGGGCGCAGGCUGCCCCCUGCCGCCCCCGCCCCGGAUUCCGAGAACGACCUGAAGGCGACCUCGGUCACCGAAGGGGAGAAGGCGAGUGGACAGGAGCUGGAGGAGGACGGGGCCCCCCAGGUGACCUCGGUCCCCGAGGAGGAGGAGGAGGAGAGUGGACAGGAGCUGAAGGAGGACGGGGCCCCCCAGGUGACCUCGGUCCCCGAGGAGGAGGAGGAGGAGAGCGGACAGGAGCUGGAGGAGGAAGGUGACCCCCAGACGACCUCGGUCCCCGAGGGGGAGAAGGCGAGCGGACAGGAGCUGGAGGAGGACGGGGGCCCCCCCUCAUCUCUGGGCUCCAGUGACCCGCAGGCAGAGCUGGCCCAGCCCAGCCCCCAGGCCUGGAAGAGCCAAAAAAGCAAGAGGAAGAAACAGAAGAAAAAGAACAAAAAGGUGCCCGUGUCCAAAGGGCCGGAGUCCCUGUGCGCCCCCCCCUCCGUGCCUUGUCAUCUCGAAUCGCCUGCGGAUGUUGGGGUCCAGGACGCGGCUCUGCCCCAGAGCCCUGCUCAGCAGGAUGGGGCCCCCAGCCAGCCGCCACCUGGAGGGUGUCUGCAGGGCCAGGCAGCUGGGGCCCCAGAGGCAGACUCGGCAGGGCCAGGCAGCGCAGCACCCCAGGACCAGACUGCAGGAGGUGCCCCCCCAGAAGGGAAGGACCCAGAGGGGCCCGGGGUCCCCGCCUCUGCCAGUAGGAAGGAGGGCGCUGCCCAGGAGCUCCCGCCCCCCGUGCCACAGGGGGACCCCUCGGAGCCAAGGAAUGAGCCACCCGCCAUGGGGCAGCUGGCCGCGCCCCCUGCUUCAGGGGCGACUGACGUGGCGGCCGAGCUGGUGAAGCCAGGGGAGGGGGCUGAGGUCCAGGGGGAGACGCAGAAACCGAAGCUGCCUGGCGCCCCUGCCUCUCCUCCUGCCUCGCAGAAGCAUGGCCAGGAAGCUGAACCCAAAGGCCAGGCUGCCGUUUCUGGGGAGAAAGCCAAGCCGGGAGACCGGAAGAAGCCUGACCAGGGCCACAGGGGCGACACGGCUGCCCCAAAGGGCAAGGGGGGCCGGAAGGAGCUGGAAGCUGACACGCUGGAGGUUCCGAGCAGCCCCCUGAGCCCCGAGGAGGGCGUCACGGUGUUCUUCCACGCCAUCCUCUCCAAGGACUUCAACUUCGACCCCGGCCAGCACCGGCUGUUCAUCCGGGGUGGUGAGGAGCUGGGGAAGCCGGCGUGGCACCGCAACGUGUGCGAGCUGCACGUCACCAAAACGCUGGGCUCGCAUGGGGCCCUCGUCGAAGGCAGCACCGUGCUGCCCAAGCAGCUGCUGGAUCGGCCUGUGCCCUACAAGUACGUGGUGGUGAAGGGCACCGAGUCCACCUUGUACGAGUUCAUCUACAAGCGGCAGGACAGGGAGGGCAAGCACGUCAACCGCUCCCUGCACCUGCGCUCGGCGCUGCUGGGCUCCGGAGACUGGCAUCAGUAUGAUGACAUCAUUUGCAAGCGGCCCACCGGGAAGCUCCGGGAGAUCCGGGAUUACCUCAUGGACCACUUCAGGGACCAGAUGAAGAAGAACGUACAAGGGAAGCAGCUGGCGGCCUCCAUCAUGCUGGACCACGUGCUCAGCGUCCUGCAGACCUGGAGCGCCGUCAACCUGCGCAGCUUCUUCACGCAGUUCCGCCAGCUCCACUCCGUGCUCAGCGAGCCCACGAUCUUCGAGGAGCAGGAGAAGGCCUGGACUGCCUUGAACUAUUCACAGGAGCAGGUGCGGGCGCACCUGUGGGAGUGUUUGCAAAAGCACAUAAAGCCGUUCCUGGAGAGGAGCGAGGACGCUCUGCCUGAGGACCUGCCCGUGAGGAGGAAGCUGAGGAUGGGCCUGGUCGUCCUGCACGUGGCCGAGGAGCUGAAGUGCCACCUCUCAAAGGACCACCUGGGCGCCCUGUGCAGCCUCCUGUGCGCCAGCGCCAGUGCCAGCUCCCCCCGCGACCUCCUGGACGACCUCAGCCUCAUCUUUGAAACGUCUCCGAGGUGGCGAGACUCCCUGCUGGACCUGUGCCGCAGGAGCAUGGAGCUGGCCGUGAGCUCCUGGGUGGGCACCCUGCCGGUGCUCCACCUCUGCGCCGGGGCCCCCGCACGGCAGCCCGGGACUCAGACCGAGGACGUCUGGGCGGCCCUGGAAGGAAUCGCCUUCUCGGAGUUUCGGCGGAAAAGGGAGCACGAGACGCACUUACUCCAGUUCAUGGUGGGCAAGAAGCACCUGCUGGAAGUGGACGAGGCCCUGUUCCGCUCCUGGUUCAGCCUGCUGCCGCUGAGCAGCCUGGCCACCUACCUGCAGGAGUUCACCGACUACCUGGUGUGCUUUCCGGCGCGCGUCCUGGACUGCCUGGUGGGCACCCGCUACCGGCUGCAGGGGCUCAAGAACGUCUCCCACGGAAACCUGGAGGACGUGGACACGACGCUGAAAAUGCUGCUGCACCUGCUGGACAUGUUUCAGGACCAGGUCCUCGAGGCGCCCUCGGUGCCCUCCUACCUCACCGUGUGCCUGAAGCUGCACGAGGCCGUCUGCGGACUCAACCAUGACUGGAAGACUCAUGAGCUGCCCGCCUCGUCGGCCGAGAUCGUCUGCCGCGUCAUCAGGCUGAAACCGGUGGCGGACACCACGGAGGCACAGGGCAGCGACACGGGGACCAGGGCCUCCGUGGAGGCCGUGGUCCAGGAAGCCCUGACCACCACGAGGGCGUGGCUCGUGAGGACCUUCAAGCAGAGCAUGUUUAGGAGCUUCUAUGCCGCAUCCGUCACGUUCACCUACAGCCAGGAGAUCCAGGUGUGGCGGCGGCUGGUGGAGCUCCCCUUCCCCGAGGAGCACGGCUGGAAGGCGUCCUUGCUGGGGGACCUGGCGGGGCGGAUCCAGCAGGAGCCGCCGCGCGAGCAGAUCGCCGCCUACUGCAGCACGGCCUGGGCGGCCGCGGGCGCUGACGACAGCGUGUCCAGGUGCUUCGAGAACUGCGCCAUCGAGGCCGUCAGCUCGGCCUGCCAGGCACAGGUCAGCAUCCUGGAGGGCCUCUCCCCCAGCGACCUGUACCGCUUCGGGACCCUCGUGUCCGCCGUGGUCACCAAGUCCUGGCCCCGGCGCCGCGGCAAGGCCGUGGACGACCUGGCGGAGGUGCUGCGGUACCUGCUCACGGGCCCGGACGUCACGCACCUCUUCAAGCUCUACGGCACCGACGAGAAGAUCCUGGCACACAUCACGGAGGACGGCAAGAAGCUGAUGGCGACGGCCCACUCGGUCUUCACCAAGGUGGCCGAGGACCUGCUGAGCGGCGCAGUGCUGGUGGGGCAGCUGGAGCUGAUCAGGAGCCACGGGGCGCGGUUUCUGGACAUCUGGGAGCUGAAGAGAAAAAGCCUUUCGCCGCAGGAGAAGCAGCAGGACAUGCGGAAAGUGCUGGACUACAGGUUGGAGGAGCUGCGAUUCCUGCAGGAGGAGCGGGGCCGCGUGGACAGCCUGCUGAAGCUGUGCGAGGCGGCCAAGCCCUGGGUGCAAGUGGACUGCAGAGAGAUCGCGGAGAGACACGCCGAGGACCUGGGCGGGAAGCGCCUCAACGACGCGGUGAUGGUACAGCUGUGCCCCACCUCCUGUGCCAUGGAGCGGGUGACGCACUACCGCCUGAGCGCCCGCGUCCGAGAAAUGGCCACGAGGAUAGACUCGCUCAAGGACAGCCACGUCUUCCAGACCUUCUGGGCUGAGGCCGCCUGGGCGUGGGGCACGCGGAAGGAGAAGAAGAAGGAGAAGGAAGAGGAGGAGGAGGAGGAGGAAGAGGAGGAGGAGGAAGAAGAGGAGGCAGAGGAGGGGGAGGGGGAGAGACCGCAGCCGCUCCUGGACCUGGAGGGUGCAUGUGCAGCCCUGUACCUUCCCUGCCUCGGCAAGUUCAGGAAGCUGUACGAGGACCUGAAGGCCGGCGAGGUCACCUUCGGGGAGGUGCAUGACACCUUCAGCGUCUUUGUGGAUAAAUACGAGGACCUCACCUCCGAUCUCCGCGUCAUGUGUGCCCUGGACCCCCGCGACCCGGGUUAUUGGGUCCCGGAGCGAGUGGAGCAGGUCAGGGAAUACCACCACCUGCAUCGGUCUGCCAGGGCGGCCAGGGUCAUCCUGGAGGUCAAAGAGACCUUGGGCCUGACUGGGGACUUCAGUCUUCUCGACUUUGUGCUGAGAAUGACGGACGCCUUCGAGAACUCUCGCGAUGAGACCCUGGGCCAGAUCGACAGGCAGGUCGUCUCUGCCAUCCAGCUGCUGCAGGGCCUGGACGAGGCCCGGUGCCGAUGUCUGCAGGAGCUGGCCCUGGCCAGGGAGCUUGUCCACUGGGUCCGAGAGUCUGUCGAAGGGGUCAACGAGUUGAACGUGUUUGUGGAUCUGGCGUUCAUCUUCGCGGGCGAGAAUGACAUGGACGUGGACCGCGUGGCCUGCUUCCAUGAUGCCGUCCAGGGCUACAGUUCUCUGCUCUACAAGCUGGACGCUAGCGCAGAUUUCCGAGAGUUUGAGCGACACCUGAAGGAGCUGUGGAAGGCGCUGGAAAACGACCCGCACCUGCCCAGUAAGCUGCGGGAUUCCGCCCGGAACCUGGGCUGGCUGAAGACGGUGAAGGAGAGCCACGGCUCAGUGGAGCGCUCGUCGCUGUCACUGGCCAGAGCCAUCAACUGCAGAGGCACCUAUGUGAUCCAGGCGCCCGCCGAGGGCCAGCAGGUCUCCGCAGACACUGUUCUAUGUCUACUCCUCCCCGAGAGCCACCAGGGCCGCCAGGAGCUGCGCAGUUACUCCCUGGAAGAGCUGAAGGAGCUGAUGAACAAGCUGAUGCUCAUGUCGGGCAAGAAAGACCACAACAGCGCUGGCGUGGAGGAGUUCUCUGAGGUGUUCUGCAAUGUGCAGAGGCUGGUGCAGGCCUUCCUGAACCUGUACUCUGCCGGGAGCUUUCUGUUUCGGGCCUGGAAGGUGCAGGUGCACUGCGGCCACCCCGAGCCCGUCCGCAUGCACUUCCGGCUGCCCCCAUUGUCGCUGCGGGGGGGCGAGCCCCUGGUCCCACUGCUGGAGGCGCUGUGCCGGCGGAUGGAGCGCUUCUUGGACGAGUGGGAGGCGGUUGUGGCGCAGAAGCGAGCGGAGCACUUUUACCUCAACUACUACACUGCCGAGCAGCUGGUGCACCUGAGCACGGAGCUGGCGCGGCAGCCGCCCGGGCCCACCGCCCUCGCCAUGCUGUCCUUCAUCAAACGCCAGUGCACCCCGCGGGACGUCGCGGAGGCCUUCAGGGACCCCGAUGGCGAUGGCGAUGGCGAUGGCAAUGGCCGGGCUGCCAUGCAUGAGCUGCGGACAGUGAUGGAGAGAUUGCCCAUCCUGCUCCUCAGUGCGUCCGGCCUGGUGGACAAGCUGGGGGUCAUCAUGGAGCAGUUCCUGGGGUGCACGCGUGCCUUCUUGCCCCACUGCCUGGACCUGGAGGCCCUGGGCCGUGGCCUGGCGCGUCUGGCGGCCAUGGGCGGGCCCCCCGUAAUGCGGGGGCUCCCCAAAGGCCUGCAGGCCGGCCAGCCCAACCUCAUCGUCUGCGGCCACUCGGAGGUGCUGCCGGCCGCCCUGGCCCUGUACAUGCAGAGCCCGGAGCAGCCGCUGCCCACCUACGACGAGGUGCUGCUGUGCGCGCCGGGGACCGCGUUCGAGGAGGUGGCGCUGCUGCUGCGCCGCUGCCUGAGCCCGGGCGCCCCCGGCCGCCGCGUGUACAGCCUGCUGUUCGCAGACCAGCUGAGCUACGAGGUGGCCCGCCGGGCGGAGGUGCUGCUCCGGGGCCUGUGCACUGGGCCGCACCGGGAGGACUUCCAGCUCGUCCUGGUCUGCGACUGCGAGCGGGAGCACUGCUACCUGCCCUCGGCCUUCAGCCAGCACAGAGUCCCCGCCACCCCCCAGGCGCCCCUCACGGCCGCCCAGGACUACCUGGCCCGCCACUACCAGGUCCCCAGGGGGCCCCCGUCAGCCGCCGCCGCCUUCAAGGACCGGAUGUGUGUGGGGAUCGUGGCCUCGGCGAGAGCGGGUGUCGGAAAGUCUCUCUACGUGAAGCGAUUGCACAGAACUCUGCAGAAAAAGUUUCCCGGGAAGCAGGUGCCUCUCAAAGUCAUCCGCCUGCUGGACCCGCAGGUGGACGAGAGCCAGGUCCUGGGCUCCCUGCUGCCCUUCCUGGACCCCAAGUGUCAGACGAGCCCCGCCAUGUUCCACCUGGACGUGACCUCCUCGGUGCAGGAUGGGGUCUGGGCGUUUCUCUUCAAGCUCCUGGUGCUGCAGUACUUAAUGGACUCGAGCGGGAAAAUGUGGCUUCGGAGCCCGAGCCACUUAUACAUCAUCGAGAUCCUGGAAGGGCACACGGCGCUGCCUACGAGGUCUUCCAAGACGAGGACACGUGCCCCCCAGUUUCGUCUGCUGGACGUCUUCCCUAAGGUCACCUGCCGGCCCCCCAAAGAAGUGAUGGAAAUGGAGCUGAGCCUCAAGCGGCACUCAAGGGAGCCGGGCAUGGACCCCACCGAGUUCUGCAGCGAAACCUUUCAAAGACCUUUCCAGUAUCUGAAGCGGUUCCAUCAGAGCCAGAACCGGAACCUGGACACGUUCACGUACCAGAAGGACCGGGUGGAGGGCACCCCCCAGGAGUGCCUGCAGCACCUGCUCUUGUACUGCGGGGUGCUCGACCCGUCCUGGGCGGAGCUGUGCAACUUCGCCCGCUUCCUGAACUACCAGCUCAGGGACUGCGAGGCCUCCGUCUUCUGCAACCCCGAGGUGGUUGGGGACACGCUGCAGGGCUUCAAGGACUUCGUGGUGACCUUCAUGAUCUGCAUGGCGAGAGACUUCGCCACCCCGACGCUGCGCAUGUCGGACCAGAGCCCCGGGGCGCAUGCGGUCGCCAUGGACGGGGUCACCGAGGAGGACAUCGCCCCGUUCUCUCUCCGCCGGCGGUGGGAGUCGGAGCCCCACCCGUACCUGUUCUUCAACGGGGACCGCGUCUCCAUGACCUUCAUUGGCUUCCACCUGGAGCCCAACCAGACGGGCACCUUCGACGCCGUGGACCCCGAGAGCAAGAGGGUGAUCAAGAGGGACGUGCUGACGAGGGAGCUGUACGAGGGGCUGCGGCUGCAGGGCGUGCCCUUCAACGUGGACUUCGACGCGCUGCCCCGGCACAAGAAGCUGGAGUGGCUCUGCCUGGCGCUGGGCAUCCAGUGGCCUGUGGACCCCGACGACACCUACGAGCUCACGACGGACAACAUGCUGAAGAUCCUGGCCGUGGAGAUGCGCUUCCGCUGCGGGAUCCCCGUCAUCGUCAUGGGGGAGACCGGCUGCGGGAAGACGCGGCUCAUCCGCUUCCUCAGCGAGCUGCGGCGCGGGGGCGCCGACGCCGAGACCCUGCAGCUGGUCAAGGUCCACGGCGGGACGAGCGCCGACAUGAUCUACGACAAAGUGCUGGCGGCAGAGGCCCUCGCCCAGCUCAACAGGAGCGAGCACGGGCUGGACACCGUCCUGUUCCUGGACGAGGCCAACACCACGGGCGCCAUCAGCUGCAUCAAGGAGGUCCUGUGUGACCGCACGGUGGGCGGCCAGCCGUUGGCCGAGGACUCGGGCCUGCACGUCAUCGCGGCCUGCAACCCCUACCGCAAGCACUCCCCGGAGAUGAUCGCCCGCCUGGAGGCGGCCGGGCUGGGCUACCGCGUGCGCGCGGAGGAGACGGCGGACCGGCUGGGCGCCACCCCGCUGCGGCAGCUGGUGUACCGCGUGCACGCGCUGCCGCCCAGCCUGGUGCCCCUGGUGUGGGACUUCGGGCAGCUCAACGACGCCACGGAGAGGCAGUACAUCCGGCAGAUCGUGCGGAGGCUGGUGGGCGGCACCCCCAUCGGCCCCGCGGAGGAGAUCAUCAUCGCCAACGUGCUCUACGCCUCCCAGCGCUUCAUGCGGAGACGGGAGAACGAGUGCAGCUUCGUCAGCCUGCGGGACGUGGAGCGCUGCGUGCGGGUCUUCCGCUGGUUCUACGACCACAGCGAGAUGCUCCUGUCCCAGCUGGCCGCCUUGGCCGGCGAGCCCGGCGGCGCCAGGCCCGAUGACUCCGACCCUGACCCCGACUCCGACCCCGACUCCAACCCCGACCCCGACUCCGACCCCAGGAGCGACCCGGUGCUCUGGUCGCUGGUGCUGGCCGUCGGCGUGUGCUACCACGCCUCUCUGGAGAAGCAGGACGCCUACCGCAGAGCCAUCUGCAGGCUCCUCCCGCCGCCCUUCGACAGCAGCAAGGCCGUGCUGGACGCCAUCACGCGGACGCAGGACCUCUUCCUGGAGGGCGUGUCUCUGAGGAAAACGGUCGCCAAGAACCUGGCCCUGAAGGAGAACGUCUUCAUGAUGGUCAUCUGCAUCGAGCUGAAGAUCCCGCUCUUCCUGGUGGGCAAGCCCGGCAGCUCCAAGUCCCUCGCCAAGACCAUCGUGGCGGACGCCAUGCAGGGCCCGGCCGCCCCCUCGGAGCUCUUCCGGCGCCUGAAGCAGGUCUACCUGGUGUCGUUCCAGUGUAGCCCGCACUCCACCCCGCAGGGCAUCGUGGGCACCUUCAAGCACUGCGCCCGCCUGCAGCAGGGCCGGGACCUGGAGCAGUACGUGUCCGUGGUGGUGCUGGACGAGGUGGGCCUGGCCGAAGACUCGCCCCAGAUGCCCCUCAAGGCCCUGCACCCGCUGCUGGAAGACGGGUGCAUCGAAGACGACCCCGCCCCCCACAAGAAGGUGGGCUUCAUCGGCAUCUCCAACUGGGCCCUGGACCCAGCCAAGAUGAACCGGGGCAUUUUCGUGUCCCGCGGCAGCCCCAGCCAGAAGGAGCUCAUCGAGAGCGCCCUGGGGAUCUGCGCGUCCGAGCCCCUGGUGCAGCGGCGGAUCCAAAGGUACUUCCUGCCGCUGGCCAGAGCCUACGAGGCGGUGUGCGCGAAGCAGGACAAGGAGUUCUUCGGGCUCCGAGACUACUACAGCCUCAUCAAAAUGGUCUUCGCCGCCGCCCAGGCCAACAGGACUCUCUCCCCGCGAGACAUCGCGCAGGCCGUGCUCCGGAACUUCAGUGGCAAAGACGAGAUCCAGGCUCUGGACAUCUUCGCCGUCCACUUGCCCGAGGCGAAGCUCCCCGCGGCGGAAGUCAGCACCCCGCAGCUGAUCCGGCAGAACCUGCGCAGCGACCUCCGGAGGGCGCCGGGCGCGGGGCCCGGAGAUCCCGAGUCCCGCUACCUGCUGGUGCUGACCAGGAACUACGUGGCCCUGCAGAUCCUGCAGCGGACGCUCUUCGGCGAGGACCAGCAGCCCGAGAUCAUCUUCGGGUCCAGCUUCCCCCGGGACCAGGAGUACGCGCAGGUCUGCAGGAACAUCAACCGUGUGAAGAUCUGCAUGGAGACGGGCAAGAUGGUGGUGCUGCUCAACCUGCAGAACCUCUACGAGAGCCUCUACGACGCCCUCAACCAGUACUACGUCUACCUCGGGGGCCAGAAGUACGUGGACCUGGGCCUGGGGACCCACCGGGUCAAGUGCCGGGUGCACCCCGACUUCCGCCUCAUCGUCAUCGAGGAGAAGGACGUGGUGUGCGAGCACUUCCCCAUCCCCCUCAUCAACCGGCUGGAGAAGCACUACCUGGACCUCAACACGGUCCUGGAGCCGCGGCAGCGGCGCCUGGUGGAGGAGCUCAAGGGCUGGGUGGACAAGUUCACCGACGUCUCCGCGGGGCGGGCCCACGCCCGGUACAGCCCCUCCGACGUCUUCGUCGGCUACCACGCCGACACCUGUGCCUCGGUGGUGCUCCAGGUCAUCGAGCGGCUCGGGCCUGAGGCCCUGAGCCACGAGCGUUACCAGAAGGUCCUGGAGGACGCCAAGCUGGUGCUGCUGGACUGCGCCACGCCCGACGCCAUCGUCCGGCUCAGCGCGUCCGCGCUAGGCAAGAGCGCCGCGCAGGCGCUGUCGCGAGAAUACUAUUCCGGGCAGCAGCACGACUCCUUCACCGACUUCCUGCAGGCUCACCUCCGGGGGCCCGGCCCGGAGCACCACCCUGUCUUCACGGAGGUCACCACUUUCUCCAGGCUGCUCACCUGUCGCGACUGUGAGAUGCUGGGAUCGGAAGUGAACGACAGGGCCCUGAACCCCACCAUCCUGUCGCUGCAGCAGUUUGACACCGAGCACUCGUUCCUCAAAGAAGUUCGAAGCUGCCUGGAGAGCACGGCCACACGGAAGGUCCUCAUCAUCCAGACGGACUUCGAGGACGGAGUUCACAGUGCCCAGCUCAUCGCCUCGGCCAGGUAUUCUGCCAUCAAUGAAAUCAACAAGAUACAAGGAAAGAAGGCCUGCAUCUUUGUCUACUUCAUCACGAAGCUGUCCCGGAUGGAAAGUGGCGCGUCCUACGUGGGGUUCCAUGGAGGGCUGUGGCGAUCCGUGCACAUCGAUGACCUGCGGAGAUCCACGACCAUGGUGGCUGACGUGACACAGCUGCAGGACAUGACCAUCAGCCAGCUGUUUGACCCCCAGCCAGCUGAGGAGGGACUCGAGGCCAGGAGCGACCAGGAGGAGGCGAUGGAAGUGGACACAGAUGAACCCGGGGCCAAGGCGGGCAGGGAGGUGGACGGUUCCAAGGCCCAGAGAGGCCACAGGCCGGCGCUGGACUGCGGCAGCCUCCUGCGCAGCUGCAUCCAGAGCGCGGUGGGGCUGCUGCGGGACCCGGGCGAGCGCGGCCAGCGCAACGUGCGGCGCGUGGAGAUCCUGCUCGGCCUCCUGGGCGAGGACGCGGGCAACACAGGCAAAGCCUCCUUCGCGCGGGCGGCCCAGGUGCGCCUCCACCACCUGUUGCUGCGGCAGGAGGAGGGCUGCGUGCUCGGCAGGAAGGACUGGGUGGCGCAGGAGGCCUCCAACCCUGACGCCCUGCAGGAGGCCGGCACCUUCAGGCACACACUCUGGAAGCGGGUCCAGGGCGCGGUGACCCCUCUGCUGGCCAGCAUGGUGGCCAUCAUCGACAGGGACAGCAACCUGGAGCUGCUGGCCACGCCCGACGCCCCGGCCUGGGUCCGAGAGCUUUGGAUGUUCAUUUUCAAUGACAUUAACCUGCUGAGCAUCCCUCUGGUGACCAACGAUGCCCGGUCCAACAGCGACAUGGCCCACAUCCUGGUGCAGAGCCACGCGCAGCGCCCCGGGGAGGCCCGCGGCGCCGUCCCGUUCAGCUGGCGGAUCCGCGACUACGUGGAGGAGCUGUGGGUGCAGGCGCAGUACAUCUCGGCGGCCGCAGGCCCGGGACCCGGACCGGCCGGGAAGCUGGAGGAGAUCUUCCGGCAGACCCCGCUGGGCCGCUUCCUCGCCCGGCUGCCUGCGGAGGCGCGGCGGGAGCUGCUGCGGUCCUACCUGCGGGACUUCCUGCUCCUGACCAUGCGGGUGUCCACGGAGCCGGAGCUGGAGUUCCUACAGAUGGCCCUGUGGUCCUGCAUCCAGCAGCUGAGAGCAGGCAGCCCCGAGGAGCCCUCCCUCCCGUGGGUGCACCGGGCCUACCAGCACUUCAGGGUCCGGCUGCAGAACUUCUCCAGGAUCCUGACCAUCCACCCCCCAGUUCUCCACAGCCUGGCUGCAGCCGCCCAGAGCCAGGACCCGGCCGGACCCGAGAUGGUCCUGGACGCCUGGGCCGCCGUGGCCUGCACGGAGCUGCUGACGCGGGACCUGCUGAAGCCCAGCCCCCAGGCCUGGCUGCGGGCGGUGAAGAGCCUGGCUGUGCCCCUGGAGCUGCUCUGCUCCGAGGGCUACGUGCAGGGGCCGGCGGGCAGGGCCGGCGACCUCAUCCGCCAGGUCAGGGGCCUGUGGACGCGCAUCUUCUCGGUGGCGCUCUUCGUGGAGCACGUGCUGCUGGGGACGGAGGACCACUCGCCCGAGCUGCGCGCGCUGGUGACCGACUGCGUCUUCUCUCUGGACAAGUGUCUGCAGGGGAACUCGGACAUCAAGACGCUCCCCCCGUUCUCGGCGGUGAUGACCGUGCUCUGUGAGUGUAAGGACCGGGCCAGCAGGACCUUCGCUCGGUUUGGGAUCCAGCCGUGCCCCGUCUGCCUGGGCGACCCGCGCAGCCCCGUCUGCCUGCCCUGCGACCACGUGUUCUGCCUGGACUGCGUCAAGCAGUGGCUCACCGCGGGGCAGAUGGCCUGCCCCCUGUGCCUGACGGAGCUGCCCGACGGCUUCUCCCCCACGGUUUCCCAGGAGACGAGGGACGCCAUCGAGCAGCACGCCCGCUUCCGCCGCCUGUGCACCGGCUUCUUCGUGGACCUGGUGUCCACCCUGUGCUUCAAGGACAACUGCCCGCCCAGCAGGGACGUGGUCCAGGCGCUGCUGGCCCUGCUCUUCGCGGAGAAGACGCUGCUCCGAGACCCGCCCCAGAGCCACACCAAGUCCCUGUCCCCAUUUGACGAUGUCGUGGACAAGACGCCGGUCAUCCGCUCGGUGGUCCUGAAACUGCUCCUGAAGUACAGCUUUCCGGCGGUGAAGGACUACAUCCAGGACUACCUGUCCCUGCUGGAGCGGAAGCCGUACCUGGACAAGGACAAGACGGAGCUGUACAUGCUCUUCACCAGCUGCCUGGAGGAUUCCAUCCAGGAGAGGAGCAGCGCGCUCCCCGCCCGGGACGAGGCCACGGGCCUCCGGGAGGACGGCCAGUUCCUGGAGGCGUGUCUGCUCAGGGGGCGCCGCAGGGACCUCGCCCCGGAGGCCUCGGUGGAGUACCUGCAGGAGAUGGCCCAGAUCCGCCUCUGCCUGGACCGGGCCUGCGAGGUCCUCUCGGAGCUGCAGGGAGACUCGGAGCCGGCCGAGGCGCAGCGGCAGUUCCUGCAGCAGGUGGAGCACUUCUGCACGCAGAGCGGGAACGACUGGCACCGCGUGUACCUGGUGCGCAGGCUCGCGAGCCGCCAGGGCUUGGAGUUCGUGCAGAGCUUCCUGCAGGCCGGCCACCCCGCCCAGUGGGUGUUCCCCCACGAGGUCCUGGCGCAGCAGGAGGACCUUCUGGGCCAGAUGGACCGCUUCCUGGUGCACGGGCUGGAGUACAAGGCCGUCCGCGACGCGGUGGGCAAGGCCGUCCUGGAGAGCAAGCCCUCGACCAUCAGGGCCGCCCUGGAGGCCUGCAGGGGCUCCCAGGCUCACCAGGCCACGUACCUGCUGCUGGCGCUCUUCCGCGAGGUGGCCAUGCUGUACCGGGCCCGCAACACCCACCUGCACCCCAAGCGGGAGCAACUCGAGGCCCUGUGCAAGUCCGUCGAAGAAAGCCAGGUCCUGUCCUCGGACGCGAGACAUUUAGCCACAGCCCUUGUGACCAACUCUCUGCUGCUGCUGAGGACCGUGGGGCCCGGAGACGGUGGCCUGGCGGGCACGCUGACCGAGCUGGCCGUCCACGCCGCCGCCACCCUCCUCUGCGGGCGGCACAGGGUCUUGGAGCCUCUGAGGAACUUGGCCUUCUCCCCGGCCACCAUGGCGGCAGCGUUCCUUCCGACGAUGCCCGAGGACAUGCUGGCACAGGCCCGGCGCUGGCACGGGUUGGAGGCUGUCCGCUGGUACAGGUGUCCCCAAGGCCAUCUGUGCGCUGUCGGGGAGUGCGGCCUGCCCAUGCAGCAGAGCGUCUGCAUCGACUGCGGCGCGCCCGUCGGAGGGCAGGACCACAAGUCCAUCAGAGGGUUCACGGACGCCCAAAACGAUGUGGACAGAACUCGGACUGGCCACGUGCUGGGAAGCCCGGCCACCGGGGACGAGGCGGUGGUGUCCGACCGAGAGCUGGCCCCCGCGGCCUUCCUCCUCGCCCGGCUCCUCACUCACCUGGCGAUGCUCUGGGGAGCGGCCCACAGCCCCCAGGAGCUGACCCUCCUCAUCAAGCCCGCGGUGAGGGACCCGGGUGCCUUCCUGCAGCAGCACCUCCAGCGGGACCUGCGGCAGCUGAUGCGGACGCUGGGCAAGAGCGCGGACGACACGGUGCAGGUGGUGCACCUGGUGCUGUGCGUCCUGCUCAGGGAGCAGCACCCCCUCUCCGGCCGGGGGUCUUUCAGCUUCGGCGCCACCUUGUCCACCAAAGAGCAGAGGAACUCGUGGGAGAAGCUGCUCCAGGCCCUCGUGCUGCCUGAGCUGGAGCGUCUGGACAAAACCCUCCUGGAGGUGAACGGCCUCAUCAGCCGGGACGAGCGCAUCAGCUCGGACCCGGUGGCCAGGAUCGUGCUGGGGGACCCGGCGGCCUUCCUGCGCCGCCUGCCCCGGGCCAGCGCGCUCCACUGCUCCCGGACCUGGAGCUGCCGCGCCCGGCUCACCGUGGAGCACCUGCGGCACGUGGUGGAACAGAAGAACGGCCGGGAGAGCGUGCCGGUGCUCUGGAGGUUCCUGCAGAAGGAGGCAGAGCUGAGACUCGUGAAGUUCUUGCCUGAGAUCCUGGCCCUGCAGAGGGAUCUGGUGAAAUGGUUCCAGAAUGUUCCGGAAGCUGAGUUCCAGUCCAUCCGAGGCUUCAUUGACAGCCACGACUCAGGAGGCCUGAAGCAGCUGCUCCUCAGCCGGGUCACACUGUUUCUGUCCACAUGGAACAAGCUGAGGAGGUCGCUGGAGACCCAGGGCGAGAUCAAGCUGCCCGCAGACUACUGCCGCGCCGACCUGGACCUGGACUCGGACUUCGAGGUCAUCCUGCCGCGCCGCCAGGGCCUGGGCCUCUGCGCCACCGCCCUGGUCAGCUACCUGAUCGGCCUGCACAACGACAUGGUCUCCGCGGUGCAGCGGCUCUCCGAGGAGGAGCCCAGCUACUCCGUGGACGCCUCCGAGGUGGCCGACCUGCACGUCGUCAGCUACGAGGCGGAGCGGGACCUGAUGCCGCUGAUCCUCGCCAACUGCCAGUACCAGGUGGCGCAGGGCGGCGAGAGCCUGCAGGAGCUGGACCUGGAGCGGAUCCAGCGCCAGGUCACCGGCCGCUUCCUCCAGGGCAAACCCCGGCUCAGCCUCCGGGGCCUGCCCACGCUGGUGUACCGGCGCGACUGGAACUACGAGCACCUCUUCGCCGCCAUCAAGAGCCGGGUGCCCCAGAGCCCCCUGCCCCACGCGGCCGCCAGCGCCCUGGGCGGGCAGCUGCAGUCCUACAGCGACGCCUGCGAAGCUCUGUCCCUCGUGGAAGUCACGCUGGGGUUUCUGAGCACGGCGGGCGAGGACCCGGACAUGGACCUGACCGUGUACCUGCAGGACAAGCUGCGCAUGGGCGACCAGACCGAGCAGGUGGCCAAGGCCCUGCACCUGCACCCGUGUCGGCUCCGCCACAUCAUCGCACUCUGGCAGCUUCUCUCUGCACACAAGUCUGAACAGCUGUUGCGCCUGCAGAAGGAGCCCUUCAGGGAGAUCAGCGCCAAGUACCAGGAGCGGCUCAGCCCCAGAAGCGCCAAGCACCUGCGCGCGUUCCUGAACCAGAGCUGCCUGGACGUCUUCCUCCUGGAGCUGCACGAGAUGAUCCUGCUGAAGCUGAAGAACCCCCUCACCGAGGCUGACUUCAAGGCCGACUGGAGCCUGAGAGACACCCUAGUCAGUUACAUGGAGACGAAAGAAGGCGACAUCCCCCCCGAGAUGGAGGCUCAGUUCCCGGAGGACAUACUGCUCUGCCACUGCGUCUCUGCGUGGAAAACGGCGGCUGUGCUGAAGCGGGCCCGGCAGACGAGAUAGAGCCCACCCUCAGGGGCUCCGUGUCCUCGUCUGUCCGUCCGUCCGAGGAAGGAGCAGACCUGGGCUUUGAAACUGGGAAUGCACGGUGUCGGUGCGGCGUGGCUCCGGCUGCAGCCUGGCACCGCUGGGGGAGCACUGCCCGGCGCUCUGCCCGGUCAGCGGGACCCCGGUGACCUCGGUCCCUGCGGUCUCAGCCGAGGCAUAAGCAGACUCAGGAAGGACACGAGGCCGUGAAGUUUCCAGAAAAGUGCCCGAGGACUCUGGUCCCUGCCCUGCCCUCGUCCUGCUGUCACUGGAAGUGAGGUGCCAGGGGCCUCAGGACUACUUCCCACUCCGGGGGGCCCGGCACCCACGGCCACGGCCACAGCCACAGCCGUGGACAACUCAGGGAAAGACCUUCGUGCACAUUCCAGGAGCGAGGGAGGCCCCAGCUCGCAGGCGGGCCCGUGGGGAUGAGAGCCACACGGCAAGAGCCGGCUCCGCCCUCGGCCCCCACCGGCUGCAGGUGCCCCGCGUGGCCACUCCGGUGCUUGGUGAGCGGGCAGUGACCCAGCCGCCCUCCUCUGCCCGCACUCGGCCCUCGGAUCCUGCAAAGGCCCUCCAUGCCGUCCGCACCCGGGGGUGGGGGCCACUUCAGUCAGGGAAGGGGGUUCCAUGCACUAGCAGCUCCUGGAUCCCCCAGGCCUGGAGUGACGCCGCCAUGGUGGCCAUCGGCGCCACGCAGGCUCCUCACGGCGCCACGCAGGAGCCGAAGGCCCUCCUCCUCUGGGGGCCGGGGCAGGGCUUUCUCCCCACUUUUAUGAAGGGUUUUAUUAAGACUUUGUACGCUGUGCUUUCAAAGCCUUAACUGCCAUUGCCCAGCACUGUCUGGUUUGCCUCUGGCCCAGCACACACAAAUGUAAGUUUGUUUAAUAAACGUGGGUUUGGAUCAAGCCAGAGUCCUCUGAGGGGCAGGCCCUGCCUUCGGCCGGCGCCCUCCACUCGCUGGGGGCGGGCUCUGCUCGCUCUAGAGCUGCCCAUCCCGGGGAAACGGAGCCCGGCUCAGCACGAGGGUGAAGCCCUCGGGCAGGAGGACGGCAGGGGCUGCGCUGCCCGAAGCAGGAGCCUGGGCCUCAGAGGGUGCCCUCCAGCCCUGGCCUGGGCAGGAGUCCGGCUCGCAAAGGACUGUGCCCUCCCCUGGGAACGUCCCGGCAGACACUGGGACUGAAGCCUGGUGAAGGCAGGUGCCCGCCACGGGGUUCAGGGCGAGUCGCACCCGGAAACAGCAGAGGUGGGCGGUGCUACGGCUCCCUGCGGGAGGGAGGGCUGCAGCAGCCUGGGCGCCAGGAGAUGGGGCAGGGCCCAGGAUGUCUGAGCAGCGGGUGGGUUCUUGCCCUGGCCGGUGGCUCAGUGGUUAGAACCUCCUGCCGGGAAUCAAGGGCUCCACCCUGGGAGGCGCUUAUGGGAAGCAACCAAUCCAUGUCUCUCUCCUCGCCCCACUCUUUCUAACAAGUCAAUGG
Messenger RNA from Pipistrellus kuhlii (Kuhl's pipistrelle), 17496 nucleotides. RefSeq names its product ring finger protein 213 (gene RNF213). Gene Ontology annotation, cellular component: nucleolus; membrane; cytosol. The coding region runs from base 212 to 15997 and encodes 5261 amino acids. NCBI's taxonomy places the organism in Eukaryota, Metazoa, Chordata, Mammalia, Chiroptera, Vespertilionidae. The record is from RefSeq and is a predicted model, not a curated record. Gene Ontology annotation, biological process: sprouting angiogenesis; negative regulation of non-canonical Wnt signaling pathway; ubiquitin-dependent protein catabolic process. Gene Ontology annotation, molecular function: metal ion binding; ubiquitin-protein transferase activity; ATP hydrolysis activity. The transcript has 66 exons.